GUAGUGCAUACGUCUGAUUUCAGUCUUGUAAACAUUGUGUUGUGAUUUAAGGAAAUAAUUGUUUUACCGUGUGAAUUACAUUAAUUUGUAUGAUUUACCAAAAGUAUUUGAUUAAUGGAGAUUUUCUGUAAUAAAAGAAUUUUUCUAAAGCUUGAAUAAUAUGUGAUUAUCACUUAAAUCUACACAGUAUGGACACAGCAGUCCUGGUUGGACAGUUUAUGGAUUCUUAAAUAAUUGUAAUGAAUUUGAUGCUUUACAAUGGAACAAGUAGAUGAAGCACAGAUUGUUUCUAUUCAAAUACAACCAACAUUAACAGUAGAUUUAUCCUCUUUGUCAGAGAUAGAACCAAAUAAUGACCAUGUAACAAAUGUGGUAAACAUUUCUGACUCUCAGGGAAGUAGUAGAAAUGAUUGUACAGACAAUGCAGUUAAAACUGUUUUGUCAGUAAAUGAAUGUGAUACAAAUAAUUCAACCGAGAAAAUUGAAGUUGAGAAUCCAAAAGUAGAGAAGGUUACUGUUGAUUUAAUUAGUGGGUUGGUUCAAGAGACAGUUGAUAAUAAUAUGCAAGAAGCAAGUAACAAUGACAUAGAAGAGGUCAUUAACAAUAAUACACAGGAAACAAUUAGUAGCAAUGCAGAAGAGAGAGUUAAUAACAAUACACAAGACACAAUUAAUAAUGACACGAAAGAGACAUUUAAUAAUGAUACACAAAUGACUACUAUUAAUCGUACCCAAACUGAUGCUGAUCAAGGUAUAAAGAAUGAUGUGGUAAAAGAUGCAAACAAUACAGUAGAAUUAAUUGAAAUUAAAGAUGACAUAAUAUGCCUAGAAGAGGUAUCUUCGAAUGAAGGAUGUACAAAGCUUUCAAAUAAUGUUGCAAUGCUGAGCACAGAUAGUGGUAAAGAUGAGCAAUCUUUUGAAAAAGAUAUUUGUACAGUAAAAGACACAGACACAUCCAAUGAUACUAAUGCUCAGUGUCAAGCGUUAAUUCAAUCGCUUAGCCAGACUUUUGACAGUAAGGAUCAAUCCUUGCACGUUGCAGAUACAGACACAGAUUUAAAUAAAUUGGUUGAUGGUGAUUCAGAAGUUAUGGUAGUAACAGUAGAAACUGUACCUAUUAAUGAUUCAAAUGAAACCACAGAACAAAAUAUUAUUGUGACUGUACAUGAAAAGGAUAUUGUGGUAAAUUCCAAUGAAAAUGAGUUUCCAAUGAAAGGGAAGGCAACUGAAAAAACUGAAAUUGAAAAUGAAAAAUAUAACUUGAUAGAUUACAGCCAAGGAAGCGAUGGAACUAUAAUAGAAGUAAUUUCAACAGAAGUUGUUGAUUCAGAUGUUUCUAAAAUGUGUACUCGACGAAACAACAAUGAAAUCUUCAAACACGCCACUUCUAAAAUAGAUUCUGUAACUUCAACCACUACAGAAGUUACUGAUAACAUAACAGUCAAUGAAGACAAAAUGCAAACGAAAUAUAAUGUUAACGAGGAAAAUAAUAUAAAACAGGUAAAGACUGAAACUUGUGAUAGUUCAGAUAAGAAUAACAUGAAAAAACAGCUUGUUCAUAGUAAAAUUAUCCCCUCUUCUAAGCAUAUAAACGUUCAGAGAGAAGGAAAUGUAUCUGUAAAUGAAGUGAAUAAAGUGAGCGCAACAGUUAAUAAAAGAAGCGUACUCCAAGAUAUUUUUGAUGAUUGGGGUGAUGAAAAUGCAGAGGAUGAAAGUCAGUCUGUAUCCAAAGUACAAGACACAGUGGAAAUUGAAUUAAAAUGCUUAUUAGAUGAUAUAAAGACAACUGAAAUGGUAGAAGAAGACACACCAGUAUUGAUUAAAGAAGAUGUGUUAGAUGUAAAAGAAGAGGUUAUAACAAAUACUGAAGAAGUUGCCAAUGUAAAUAAAGAAAUGCAAAUAUCAAAAGAACAGACAGAUAAUAAUCAAAGUACAGAAAAGCAAGAAAUUUCUAUCACGACAUUGACUAAAGACCAAAUAAAUUUGUUAGUAUCGCACAAUUUUGAGAAAUUAGUUAACAGUACAGCGCACGAAGGAAACGUAUUAAAUCAAACAUCGUCACAGGCAAACGUAUUAAAUCAAACGUCAUCGCAGGCAAACAUAUUAAGUCAAAUAUCGCCGCAGGCAAAACUGCCGCCUAUUGUCAUUCGUGGUCGUAAUUUGACUGGCCAAAUAGCAUCGCCAGAUGAAGUGAAAGAAGCAUUAAAGGAACGACUUCGUGAGAAACAAAAAAUUGUAGAAGCGCCGCCUGGACCUGAUAUAUUUUUUGUUAAAAAACUAACUCAAAGAUUAUCGAAUAAAUUAGCGGGUGGCCCAAUAACUUCUUUACCAGCACUUAUACCAUUGCCUCAGCCUACAACUCAAUCUUUCGCUCAGUCUGAUAAAAAAUCAACUGACAAUGUAAAUACAGAAACGAAUAAAGAAAGUAGCUCUGACAAUAAAGAAUUAUUAGCAAUAUUAGAAGGUGAUGUUGAUCCUGAUUGGUCAAAUUUAAAACCACCGACUUUAACGGAGGAAAGUAAGGAUCCGCUAAGCAUUGACGAACAUAGUACACCGCCAAAACUCGAUCCUUUAAUUGAACGAGAAUUGGCGUUAAAACAACUUCUGGAGUUACCUGUUUCAUCGGUUAAAAAAAAUGUUGUAAGGAAGAAGAAAACAUUUAAACCUGCACCAGGUAAAGCUUCUAAAGACGUAGAGACAACAUCUGCGUCCGAAGUAGAAAAGAAAAUUGUUAAUAUCGACUUAAUAGACGAUUCUACAGAGUCGACUGUAAAAGAUACAAGACCUUCCAACUAUGAACCGUUCUCCGUGGUUAUUGAGCAGCACACUCCAGAAAAGAAUACAGAAUUAAAUACAAAAGAUGUACGAUUGGAUGAAUCAAGAUCAGGUAGAAAACGAAAGCUUACAGAAAAAGCUAGGGAACACGAACAACUGCAGAGUAUCGUAAAACGUCAGAAAGUGUACAAAAGUAAAGUUCCAUUAAAUAAGAAACAGAAUCCAACAGAUGGGGUGCAAACUAUGUCCGACACUAGCCAAACCAUUGAGAAUCAUGUGUUUAAAGAGAAUACUUCGCCUGCUAGUACUACAAUUAGCGAGGCUGAUGCUACAAUAAAAAAAGAAGAAACAGACAAACAGCCCACGGAUGAAACAGACAUAACAUUGGAUGAAAAACCUGAGAAUACAUCUUUAAAACGGUCGAAACAGAGUCUUAGUAAAAAAGGAGCACAAUCGAUCCCUAAAAAGAACAUCGUAGUGAAAAAGAUAUUAAAACAAAAUUUAUCUUCGAAUAAGAAAGAUGUAGCCUUGAAAGCAAAAUUGAAUACAUCGUCGAAAAAAUCUGGAUCGAAAAUGUCUUCGAAAUCGAAACGAUCGGCGGAAAGUAAUUCCGGUGAUCCGAAACCAAAGAAGAAAAUCAUAAAUGAAAUAGACAGACUGCUUCAAGACGAAGGCGUUGUAAAUUUAUUAUAUGAUGUGGAACAACCAGAUAAGAAACGAUUGAUCCCUAUCACCAAGUCCCAAGCAAAAGUUAUGGACAUACAGAAAGUUCAACGCGAACUCAAUUUUAGAAAAAAGUUAGUACGAAACGCGGUUCUAAGAUUGCGUACUGCAACAGUAGGCGUGUCAAAAGUUUCUCCAAGGUCUAAAAGAACUGCCAUACAUUUAAGUGACAUUCAAAUGGAUAAGAAAAUUGGGGAACAAAUUACGCCGGCGAAGUCAAAUGUAACACCUGAACCAGAAUUUAUUUUACCUGCGAAAAUAAGGAAUGCAGCGGAUGCAUCUAUUAUAAUCAGGAGACACUCGUCCAGCUCAUUUUCCAGUGCAUCCGGAAGUCCCAGAGUUAGCGUUGACAGUCUAGAGAAAGCUGAUGUUAUUAAAACCGAAGAGGGAGGUUCUCAUUCAUUGAGAUCUAUGAAGAGGAGACCUUCGCAAGAUGAAGGGACUCAUAUAAAAAAAAAUAAAAAGAAAGUUAUACAAAAAGUUAAUACGGAAAUUGAUGUGGUUGGUAAUGUCGUUGAUGAUAAAGCGGUUCGUCUCAAUAAGAAAUCAGAUUCAAAGAAGGCUGAUAAAAAUUCCAAGCAAGUAGAUACUACUGUAAUAGACGAAACCGGUAGUAAUUCAGGUAAAGUUAUUACACGGUCAAAUGGUACAACUACUGGUAAGGUGACAUCAAAAACCAAAAAAACUGCAAAGAGUAAAGUUACAUUUGCUAAAGCGUACGAACCAGAUAAUAAUGAAGAAUCUUCUAAAGGAGAAGAUGAACUUUCAGCCUGCCUUGCUGAAGCUGCAAAUGCUCUUUCAGUAGUUAGUGGUGGAAAUCGGUCUGGAAAUACAACGGCAAAUCGUAAAAAUAAAGCAAAUACGAAUAUCUCCAAAGUAUUAGAAUUGGAUAAUAAUAAAAUAAAAACGGAAACGCGAAGGCAAUUCAGUAACAAAGAAAUAAGCGUACGACGACACGGCAGACUUGUACAAUUAAUACUCACUCCGUCAUCUUCGACGAAAAUAAGAAACGCUCUCACGUUACAGAUGAUGCAAGAAUUCCGUGAAACAUUAUCGAUUCUGAAGAAAGACGACGAUUGUAAAGUUGUUCUAUUAACAUCAACUGGUAGUAGUUUUUGCGAAGGUCUUGAACUAUCAAUGUUGUUGCACACAAAUAAAGACGAACGACGAGUUCGGGCCGAAGAAAUUGCAGACGCUGUUAAAGACUUUAUUCAAAGCCUGGCAUCGUUCAAUAAACCUAUCGUUGCUGGAGUUCAAGGCGCUGCAGUUGGUCUUGGAGUAACAAUGUUACCUUUAUUUGAUCUUGUAAUAGCUAGUGAUAAAGCAACAUUUAGCACCCCUUAUGGAAAACUUGGGCAAAUUGCCGAAGGUGCUUCUAUUUUCACUUUAUCACACAUAUUAGGAACUGCAAUUGCAAGUGAGUUACUAUUGGGUGGGAGAACUUUAACAGCUAGUGAGGCAUUAAGAGCUGGUCUCGUUACACGAGUUCUGUGGCCUGAUAGAUUUCAAGUUGAAUUAUUACCAACUUUAAAAGCUAUGAGCGAACAAUCUUCACAGUCUAUGGAAGCUACAAAAGCUUUGCUGCGUCAGAGUUUACGAACAAAAUUGGACGCGGCAUUGGAAUCGGAGACGUAUUUGCUGAUCCAACAUUGGUGUUCCGCAGAAUGUCAAACUGCCAUAAAGGCUUAUAUAGAUGGAAAAGUCCAGUGAGCGUUAAAAUGAUACCCAACGAUUUCAAUGGAAAUACUAGCAACAUAUUCCAAGACUACAACUAAUAUUGUAAAAUUGGGUACGAGGAAUAGUAACAGGAUAAUUAAUUUUGGAGACAUUAAAGUGAGAAAAGAAGUCGUGGCUCUGGUGUGUUAUUUUGCAUCAAUGCACGAUUAUUUUUAAGAUAAGACGUAAAAUUAUUGAAUCAUUCAAUCAGAUCGACUAUUUUAAUAUUAGACCAUUUACAUAUACUAGAUAUGCACACAUAUACUUUCUGCGGUAUGUUAUUAUUGUUAGUAUAAACUAAAGAAACGAUCAUCGUAAGCAUUGUGGUAGAUUUGUGUUCUUUGCAUGUACAUCAGUUGAUCAAUUUUGAACAGAAUACGAUCUCAACUUGUACAUUUGAAGUUGAUGUAUGAUUCUUUUAUACUCGAGUAUCUACUGCUGUGCCUUGGUCGAUUUGUAAAAGGAUAGAGGAAAAUAUUUGUAAUUUACGCUCGGAAGAGGAAAGUAUAAGUAUACUUCGUUGUUACAAAUGUUGAAACAUGCUAAAUUACUUUUGAGUGUAGUUUGAUUUGUUAAAAAUUGUACGUUUGUAAUUUCGUUAAAAAGAGUUAAAUUAUAUCGAUUAUGUACGAUAUUGCAUAUAUCGAUAUAUGCAUAACCAUGUUACGUAUGUAUAGAAUUUUGUUUUUACCGAUGCAUUUACAUUGGAUAUAUUUUAUGUUGAAAAUAAUUAUUAUACAAUGCAGACGAUGUACUUCA
Colletes gigas is the source of this 5973-nucleotide messenger RNA. RefSeq names its product putative leucine-rich repeat-containing protein DDB_G0290503 (gene HIPP1). The record is from RefSeq and is a predicted model, not a curated record. Bases 259 to 5208 code for a protein of 1649 amino acids. Lineage: Eukaryota; Metazoa; Arthropoda; Insecta; Hymenoptera; Colletidae. The transcript has 8 exons.